AUGGCCGACUCAGUUGCGGCGGGGCUAGACGAAAAAGACACAGAAAAUGAGGACAAGGAGAGGGAGAAGCGAGUUCCCAUUAGCACUGACAAGACGGAGAAAAACAGCGGCACCUCUGAGCUGACGGAAACUCUGGGAUUUUAUGAGAGAAAUGCAAGAAAAAGGGAUAGAAACCGCAACCUGUCUGACCUCUCUCUUGUCAGGUUUAUCAGCGCGGAGCUUACCAGAGGGUACUUUCUAGAACACAAUGAGGCCAAAUACACAGAACGCAGAGAACGAGUCUACACCUGUCUGCGCAUCCCAAAAGAACUGGAGAAGCUGAUGGUAUUUGGCUUUUUCCUGUGUCUGGAUGCCUUUCUGUAUGUCUUCACUCUGCUUCCACUCCGAGUAUUACUAGCCCUCAUUCGACUACUCACAUUGCCCUGCUGUGGACUCAGUGGCUCUCGUCUGCUGCAGCCUGCACAAGUAUGUGACGUGUUGAAGGGUUUCAUCAUGAUCCUCUGUUACUCCAUGAUGCACUACGUGGACUAUUCCAUGAUGUACCACCUGAUCCGAGGCCAGUCUGUCAUCAAACUCUACAUCAUUUACAAUAUGCUCGAGGUGGCGGAUCGUUUGUUCUCCUCGUUUGGUCAAGAUAUUUUGGAUGCUCUGUACUGGACAGCCACAGAACCCAAAGAGAAGAAAAGAGCCCACAUCGGAGUUAUCCCGCAUUUCCUCAUGGCUGUUCUCUACGUCUUUCUGCAUGCCAUUCUCAUUAUGGUUCAGGCCACCACUCUCAAUGUAGCCUUCAACUCCCAUAACAAAUCACUGCUCACCAUCAUGAUGUCCAACAACUUUGUUGAGAUCAAGGGCAGUGUGUUUAAAAAGUUUGAGAAGAACAACCUUUUCCAGAUGUCCAACAGUGAUAUUAAAGAGCGAUUCACAAAUUACGUCCUACUGUUGAUCGUGUGCCUCCGGAACAUGGAACAGUUCUCCUGGAACCCAGAUCACCUGUGGGUGCUGUUUCCUGACGUGUGCAUGGUCAUCGCGUCCGAGAUCGCCGUGGAUGUGGUCAAACACGCCUUCAUCACCAAGUUCAACGACAUCACAGCCGACGUCUACAGUGAGUACAGAGCUAGCCUGGCGUUUGACCUGGUCAGCAGCCGACAGAAGAAUGCAUAUACCGACUACAGUGACAGUGUGUCCAGGAGAAUGGGUUUCAUUCCACUUCCUUUAGCCCUGUUGCUGAUCCGAGUUGUGACAAGCUCAGUGAAAAUCCAGGGCUCUCUCUCCUAUGUGUGUGUGCUACUUUUCUACCUGGGAAUGAUCACUCUGAAGGUGUUGAACAGUAUCGUGUUGUUGGGGAAGUCAUGUCUGUACGUAAAGGAAGCUAACAUGGAGGAGAAACUGUUCCAGGCCCCGCCCUCUGCCGCCCCCAGCCGCACCUCCAGCCGAGCCCAUCGAGUCAAACGCACACGAGACGCUCCAGGUGAGCCGGCGGAGGAGGACGUGUCCACGUCAAUCACCAAACAGCCGACCCACGAGGCCGAAUGCCCCGCCCCGGGAAUACCCAACAGCGAAUCGGAUCAGUUUCUGACGACGCCGGACGAAUCAGAGGAGAAAAGCAUCGGUCAGGACGGAACAGAACUCAAACAGAGAGCACCCAAAAAAGACCUGCUCGAAAUAGAUCGUUUCACCAUCUGUGGGAACCGGAUUGACUGAACACACACACACACACACACACACACACGCGCGCGCACACUAACACAUACACACACGCGCACGCACACACGUAUACCCAUUCUGAGUGACGAGGGUUGGCACAGUGGUAUGGACCCUGAUUUAAUGCCCACCGGCUGCCAGCCUGAAACCGUUCACCUGAUUAUCACGUGGGAUAUUUAUUAAGACGCUGUUUUCUUAAUUUAUUAAAGACUGGAAGGAGUGAUUCAUAGAUUUCCACCCCAGUGUGCGUACAAACACACACACACACACAC
This is a messenger RNA of Chanos chanos (milkfish), 1973 nucleotides long. RefSeq names its product transmembrane anterior posterior transformation 1b (gene tapt1b). NCBI's taxonomy places the organism in Eukaryota, Metazoa, Chordata, Actinopteri, Gonorynchiformes, Chanidae. The transcript is spliced from 14 exons. Gene Ontology annotation, biological process: positive regulation of cilium assembly. The record is from RefSeq and is a predicted model, not a curated record. Gene Ontology annotation, cellular component: ciliary basal body; endoplasmic reticulum membrane. Bases 1 to 1701 code for a protein of 566 amino acids.